Diceros bicornis minor is the source of this 2738-nucleotide messenger RNA. It is a transcript of the gene MINDY4, whose product is annotated as MINDY lysine 48 deubiquitinase 4. NCBI's taxonomy places the organism in Eukaryota, Metazoa, Chordata, Mammalia, Perissodactyla, Rhinocerotidae. The transcript has 18 exons. Gene Ontology annotation, biological process: protein K48-linked deubiquitination. Bases 52 to 2340 code for a protein of 762 amino acids. The record is from RefSeq and is a predicted model, not a curated record. Gene Ontology annotation, molecular function: cysteine-type deubiquitinase activity; K48-linked deubiquitinase activity.
CCAGGGGCCUGGGGCUGCGCCGGCUGCGGCCUCGUGGACAGAGCCGGCAGCAUGGACAGCCUCUUCGUGGAGGAGGUGGCCGCCUCCCUGGUCAGGGAGUUCCUCAGCAGAAAGGGCUUAAAGAAGACGUGUGUGAUCAUGGACCAGGAACGCCCGCGCUCUGAUCUCAGCAUAAACAGCAGAAACGACCUCCGCAAGGUUUUGCAUCUUGAAUUUCUCUACAAGGAGAACAAAGCAAAGGAAAAUCCUCUGAAAACAAACCUUGAACUCAUUACCAGAUACUUUCUGGAUCACUUUGGAAAUACUGCUACCAGUGUCACUCAAGAAACUCCAAUCCCUGCACUCUCAAUUCCAAAGAAAAAUAACAGAUUACCGUUGAGAUGCUCAGAGACCACGCUGGUGAAUAUAUACGACCUUGCGGAUGAAGAUGCAGGAUGGAGAGCAUCGUUGUCAGAAACAAGCAAGGCCAGACAUGACAAUCUUGAUGGGGAUGUGCUCGGUAAUUUUGUAUCAUCCAAAAGGCCCCCACACAAAAAUAAGCCCAUGCAGACUGUCCCAGGUGAAAGCCCUGCUGUGGCCCCUGCCUGGGAGAAAAUGGAAAAGCUUCAGUCAUCAGAGCCUUCCUUGGACACGAAGAGGAUGGGAGAGAAGGUCAGGCCAAAGUCUGGCCCGAUUGUCCGAGGUGUGAUGGCUGGGCCCAUCGCCAGCUCCCCACAGGACUCCCUCCGCAAACGCUCCCUGAGGCGGUCCCCGGCCUUGAGCAGCAUCACCCAACCCCACGAGGAAGAGAGCGGGAAAGCGCCCGAGCUCCCCGCCCGCACCCCCGCGUGUCCUGCCCCACAGGAGGGCCUGGCUUCCAGCCCCGGCUCCACCUCCAGGAGCCCCCGGGGCCAGCUCAGUGAGCUGACCUCAGAAAGGCGGAGAGCCACGCCCGGCAGCCCUCCUCUCUCGGCCAGCAAGGGGCUGCCCCAGAGCGGGGGCGGCAGGUGCAGAGAUCCGUCGGAGGACAGCCCAGCUGCGGACUCCGAGGCCGACGGGACGCCCUUGAAGUUCCCCUUGCCGGGGGGGAAUGCCAGGAUGACGCAGGAGAGGCUGCAAAGAGCGUUCAAACGGCAGGGGAGCCAGCCCCCGCCCCUCAGGAAAAAUCAGCUGCCCGUGUCCCACAAGACCGAUGAUGAGCUGGCUGUCCUGCAGCUCGAGGAUGUGGAAGAUGAAUUGGUAAGGGAAGAAGUCAUUCUGUUGCCGGUCCCAUCACUGCUCAAGCUGCCAAUCGUGUCAAAGCCAAUCGACCUCUCGUUGGCAAAGGACAUAAAGACCCUUCUGUUUGGUUCCAGCUCUUGCUGUUUCAAUGAAGAAUGGAAACUUCAGAGUUUUUCCUUCAGUGACGUAGCCUCGUUAAAGUACGGCAUUGUGCAGAACAAGGGUGGUCCCUGUGGGGUGCUGGCAGCUGUCCAAGCCUGUGUCCUACAAAAACUCCUGUUUGAAGGAGAUAGCAGAGCUGACUGCGCUUGGCAGCUGCAGCCAUCAAACACCCACAGGAGCCGCUGCCUCGCCCUGGCCAUGGCGGACAUCGUGUGGCGGGCUGGGGGACACGAGAGAGCCGUGGUCACGCUGGCUUCGGGAACACAGCAGUUCAGUCCAACAGGGAAAUACAAAGCAGAUGGAAUCUUAGAAACACUCACACUCCACAGUUUGACCUGCUAUGAGGAGCUGGUGACUUUUCUUCAACACAGCGUCCAUCAGUUUGAAGCAGGCCCCCACGGUUGCAUCCUGCUCACCGUGUCUGCCAUCCUGUCCAGGUCCACGGAGCUCGUCCGCCAGGACUUCGAUGUCCCGACCAGCCACCUGAUUGGAGCACACGGAUACUGCACACAGGAACUUGUCAAUCUGCUCCUGACCGGGAAAGCUGUGUCCAAUGUUUUCAACGACGUGGUUGAGCUGGAUUCUGGGAACGGGAACAUCAUGCUCCUCAAAGGCAUUGCUGCACGCAGCGACAUUGGCUUCUUGUCUCUCUUUGAGCACUACAAUGUGUGCCAGGUCGGCUGCUUCCUGAAAACCCCGAGGUUCCCCAUCUGGGUGGUGUGCAGCGAGAGCCACUUCAGCGUCCUCUUCAGCCUGCAGCCGGAGCUCCUGCGAGACUGGAGGACCGAGAGGCUCUUUGACCUGUACUACUACGACGGCCUGGCCAACCAGCAGGAGCAGAUCCGGCUGACCAUCGACACCACCCAGACCAUCCCUGAGGACAGAGACAAAGACCUCGUCCCGCCCCUCGAGCUCUGCAUCAGAACCAAGUGGAAGGGGGCGUCGGUGAACUGGAACGGCUCAGAGCCCAUCCUGUGACACUUCAUGUGGGUAGACCCAAUGGCUCACCACUCAUCACUGGGGGUAACAGCUGAGCCCCAGGCCUCAGGGACAAGGCUUUCAGAAGAGUGUCACCCCACCUGGGCCAGCACUGCUGCAGAAGUGUCCGGAACCUCUCUGUCCCCUCCACGAAGGGCCUGCCCGGGACUGUGAUGAGGGCGCAGGGCGCUGCUGUGCGGCUCCGUCCCGGCUGAGCUGUGACUGCCAAGGACUGGAAGGAGGCUGGCCAGCAGGGCCUCUGCCACCUUUUGUCUGCAUCCCUCCCUUGCUCCCUGCUGGGCCAUCCCCUCGCCAAGCCUCUGAUCCGGUCGGCCCCGGGACCCUGAGCACUCGUUAUUUCUGGUAGUUGGCUUUCUAUAAAACAGGAGUCAAACCCA